Pseudo-nitzschia multistriata is the source of this 2195-nucleotide messenger RNA. Lineage: Eukaryota; Bacillariophyta; Bacillariophyceae; Bacillariales; Bacillariaceae. The record is from the annotation of a GenBank genome assembly.
CGAAUGAUACUAUUCGGUUCGUACGGCGACUCGGCAUUCUCAUGAAGACAGAGCCGAAGACAGAGCCAAAGACAGAUCUAGGGUACAACAAGAUUGCAUUGCAUUAACCGUCGUUCUGUAUUAAUCGAUAAUAGCAAACAGCAUACAACCAAGAUGUUUGGGUCUAUUCUGAAAACUGCCGCCCGGAGUUCAGCUAUCCGCUUCUCUGCUGCCAACAGACUUGCCAUCAACACCCCGCUCAGCAUUCGGUGUUUUUCGGAUUCGAUUUCGUCGGGAACCGUCAAAUGGUUUGAUGUAAAGAAAGGUUUCGGUUUCAUCAUCCCCGAUGAUGGYAGCGACGAUGUUUUUGUCCACCAGACGGCGGUCCACGCGGAAGGAUUCCGAUCUCUAGCCGUAAGUUGGGGGGGGUGCCGCAGGAAUGAAUUAAUUUAGUGUUGUCACGCCCGGUGUUGUGUCGGCCGUCGAAUUGUACACGUUUUUGUUUUCUCACCUCGUCGUGCACAUGCUUCUUGAUUCGCUCGUCCGCAGGAAGGAGAACCGGUUGAAUUCACCACCAUGGAAGACCCUACCAAUGGAAAGAUCAAGGCACAAAAUGUUACGGGACCUAUGGGAGGUUACGUCCAAGGCGCUCCACGCAGAAACGACUUCAGAAACGAUGAUGGAUACGGAUCGUCGUCAAGCGACGGUGGAUACCGCAACGACGGAUUUUAAAAAAAUUCUAUCAUCGCUUGGAAAGAUUGCAGAACGUGGUGACUAGGWCCAAAAUCAUUUAUGUACACRUAAUAAUAUAAUUUAUCACGCUUGGAACAGAUUGUUUGGGAACGAUCGAKUGUKGUCAGUGCUAUUUGCGUUGCUAGAGGUUUGAUACAAUACUGAAGCAUUUUUCCUACCAGUUGGUGUACUCCUACGACUACCCCUACUGUUUAGGAAUGUUAAGAUUCGACAAGAGAGUAACAACUAGCAAACACGCACUCCUUCACACGAAGGAAUCGUAGCUGCGUACCACAAUGCAUCCAAGAAUGAUUGUUUUGUCUAUAGCCACAUAUUAUUUCCACAGGAUAGUCAUUGAGUUCUACCGAUGCGCAACAGCGUCUGCCAACCCAUUUCUGGUUUGCGCCGAGGUCGAUAGCACAGCGCCGCGUCUGYUCCUUUCACCAAUGCCUCGCUACUUGGCGCAUGGCGAGUAAUAUACGGUCGUGACAAACUUGGUCUUGUACCGCUGUGUUAUUCCAAGGACCAUCAUGUUGUCCUUGAUGGCUGUGCAGUAGAGAUGGUUCAGAGCCACGUGUUGUGGAACAGGAAGGGCAGCCGUGUCUUGGAGCUGGGGAGGCUUGUUCAAAAUGAUGUGGCGCAAGUGGGGGGGCAGCGGGGGUGGUUCCUGCAAUUCGGUUUCAAUGUGAGCAAGGGUUUCGAAAUCAUUUCAACAGGAGACAAAAAUGGACGAACAAACAAACAACGAAAUCAGCAAUGCGGUUUCGGUGACAAGACAAAAAAGGAUCAUCGAGGACAGGGUCCGGAACAUACCGAACCACACGGCAGCGCAAUUUGUUGCUCGGGCCGACACUAUUGCUCGCAGCCGGAACAGAACAAUACAAACCUACCUUUGUGUAUUCGUCCAAAUCGGGCAUGGUUUGGGAGAAGAUCUCGCCGUCCCGGUCGGGACCAUCGUCGUCGUGUGCCUCCGACGUCUCGUCCUCGUCGGCUAUGAACCCGUAUUCCGCAGCCGCCUUUUCCUUUUCAAACUCGCGGUCGCCCGUGUAGGGCUUGAAAUCGGUAACAUCUAUAAAGUUGUUGAUUCGCCCCUCGAUAUCGGCAACUGUGGGCUGGUCUGGGGCGAACCUCCACUCGUCGUCCACAAUGAAUUUAAAGGCAUGUUUUCCUCGUUUCAGGUURUGGAUAUAYGUAAAGUCGUUACCUGAUCGGUGCAUCGGGAUCUGGCGCGACCACCCGUUGAAGGUCCCCGUAAUAUAGACCUGCCGGCCCCCGUGCUCCCACCGAAAGACCGUCGGCACAGUGUCGUCGUCAAGCCAGUUUUCGACCGCGGGGUUGCCCGAUUUCACCGUGUGGUCGGCAUCCCCGCCCCCGACGCCGGACAUUGAGGCAUCGCUGCUCGAUCGCGACAUCAUCUUGUUGUGGUGCUGUGACGAUUGGUGUGUUUGGUGCUGCUGGUGCUGUCCCCCGACACCACCCUGUGC